UGCUACAUUCAUUAUUACUUAAAUAUUUUAAGGUUAUAUUUUGUUAAAUAGAGUUGUUAACAUUCGAAUUAUUAAACUUUUAAAGUUAACUUUAAAAAUGUCUCGCGGUGAAUUAAAGACUUCUUUAUCCAAAGGUUUACUAAGCAUGCGAUUCAUGCAAAAAAGUAAACAAAAACUCGAAAAAGAAAAAGAGGUUCAAGAAAGUCAAAGUUUAUAUGCAUCAGAAAUUACCGAUGAAAUGAAAAAAGAAGUGACUUUUAUAACUGAAUUAAGUCGAGGUGCAUGUGAAGAUGUUAUUAAAGGUAGAUUAUCAUUUGGUGGUAUCAAUCCGGAGAUCGAACGAAUAAUGGCUGAAGAAGCAGCAGCAUUAGCUGCAGAGCAUGAUAAACGUCUUGAAACAAGUAUAUCAGACGAAAGCAUGGCUGAACAUUAUGUUGGAGUUUCAAGAACUUUUAAUAAAAAAUUUCAAAAGUAUGCAAAACGACAUAGACAGGAUGAAAAUUCAGAUUCUUCAAAAAAGAAAAAAAAAUUCUUAAAGCCAGUGGAUGAUGAUUGAACUUAAUGAAUUUAAUAUUUAUAUGUAUUAAUAAACUGUAUAUAUUAUUGUAUUUGUAUAUUGGUUGACUUAAUUUGUUAAGUUAAUAAAACAUUUUCAAAAAUUCAA
Messenger RNA from Chrysoperla carnea, 664 nucleotides. RefSeq names its product M-phase phosphoprotein 6 (gene Mpp6). NCBI's taxonomy places the organism in Eukaryota, Metazoa, Arthropoda, Insecta, Neuroptera, Chrysopidae. The transcript has a single exon. Gene Ontology annotation, biological process: maturation of 5.8S rRNA. The record is from RefSeq and is a predicted model, not a curated record. The coding region runs from base 98 to 556 and encodes 152 amino acids.